CGCACUCUGCUUAUUCAGUGUACGGUAAAUAACGUCUUGAUCUGGACAGAUCAUAAUACAAGGAAAGCUUCAACUUCUCUGUCAUGUCUUAAGCUGGACUUUUACAUAAAUAUCAGGAUGCUCUUCAUUUGAUGGACACAGACCCAGCGCCGACUGAAUACUUCUCUCCGGGUCUAUGGCUGAAAUUAUGUUCCAAAGUAUUUUCUGUGUGAUAUUUCUCAGCACGUUGCACAUGGCAUCAUCUUUGGAGCUUCAACUUGGCAUGCCAAAUGUCUGUGCUGACCAGGAGUUGUCCAUGUUGGGUAACCGUCAGCCUUGUGUCCAGGCUUUUACCCGCAUAGUGAAAGUCUGGAAACAGGGCUGCAACAGCCACAGUUGGUGUAUGGGCUAUGAGAGAAGGACAACAUACUACACAGUGUACAGGCAGGUAUACAGCAUGGAUAUGCACACCAUUUCUAAGUGCUGCCCAGGCUGGACUCAGAAGGGUGAAGAGUCAGGCUGUCUGCAUAGAGUGUGUGGUGCCAAUACAUGUUUCAAUGGAGGCCAAUGUGCAGAGACUGGAGACCAGAUAUGUCAUUGUCCGCUGGGCUUUAAAGGGACCCGGUGCCAAUAUGAUGUUAAUGAAUGCGAAGUGGAUAGCGGCGGCUGUGAGGGGUUCUGCUGCAACACCAUUGGAAGCUAUUACUGUAAAUGUCCUGAAGGCAGUAAACUGGGGCCAGAUGGCAGAGCAUGUCAAGAUGUAAACGAGUGCGAGGUGCUCAAUGGAGGAUGCCAGCAAACAUGUGUCAACACACUGGGCUCUUAUCACUGUGAGUGCAGUGAAGGCUUCCGCAUGCACACUGAUGCUCGGACCUGCAUUGCUGUGAACUCUUGCUCAGUCUUAAACGGUGGAUGUGAGCACAAGUGUGUGGACUUGGGGAACAAUCACUACAAAUGUGAAUGUCGGAAGAACUACCAACUAAAGAGAGAUGGCAGACACUGUGGAUGUAAGUAGGGUUUUACUACAGAUGUUCUCACAGUGAAAGCAUGUGGCAAACAGUUCUGCAAAGGGUUCAUUAGAGUAGAUGGUCUCUUGAUGUAAGUGAGGUGCUUCUGUUGCACGUUUGACAGAAUUCCUGUAGAAAUAAAGAGAUGUCCAGACAUUGAUGAGUGCAGUUCAGGCCGGGCCAAGUGUUCCCACGGGUGUGUCAACAUGCUGGGCUCCUUCAGCUGUGUGUGUCACCCAGGCUUCGAACUGGGUGCUGAUGGCAAACAGUGCUACCGCAUCGAGAUGGAGAUUGUCAACAGCUGUGAGAAGAACAAUGGAGGUUGCUCUCAUCACUGUGAGCACACCACCAACGGCCCGCUUUGCUCCUGCAACCACGGCUACCAGCUGGAUCAGGACAGGAAGACCUGUGUAGAUAGUGAUGAGUGUAUCAGCGGGGAAGCCUGCUGCAGUCACUUCUGUAAAAACUACCCGGGCGGCUAUGAGUGCAGCUGCAGAGCUGGUCACAGACUGAACCCAGACGGCUGCGGCUGCAAUGACAUCGAUGAGUGCCUCGUAGAGACCUCAGGCUGUGAACACUACUGCGUCAACACCCUGGGAACAUACGAGUGCUUUUGUCGAAUGGGCUUCCGCUUGGAUCAGGACCAGCACUCCUGCAUCUCUUUGUAUGGCAGAGAACUGGAAGAAGAAGAGGAAGAAGAAGAGGAGGAGGAGGAGGAGGAAGAAGGGGAUGAGCAGCUGGGGGUCCACAGAUUACCAGACCUGCUGUUCCGCAAAGCCCCUCAGCUCCUGCAGUACACAGCAGCCUUGCACUACCGGGAUGAUACAGAUGAUAAUAACGAUGAAGGGGUUGACAGCGAUAAAGAAUUAGAGAUCCAGAGGGAGCGUCGAGGAGAGCUGAGACUAGACAGCAGCAUAGUGUGUCUAGGUGGCUCAUUCGGGCAUGACUGCAGUGUGAGCUGUGAGGACUGUUUGAAUGGAGAGUGUAGUGAAGACAGAGACCGAUGUGAAUGUUUUCCUGGAUGGACUGGCACCAUCUGCAAUGAGACAUGUUCUCAGGGGACCUAUGGGCAGGCCUGUAACAGCCUGUGCCGUUGUCAGAAUGGGGGCUCGUGUGACCCCGUGACUGGGAAGUGUUUGUGCCCCCCUGGGGUGCAGGGCCUGCUCUGCGAGGAUGGUUGUCCGAGGGGUUAUUUCGGCAGGUUCUGCAGAAGCAAGUGUAACUGUCCCAACAAUGGACAUUGUCAUCGUCUGUAUGGAGGCUGCCUCUGCUCUCCAGGACUAUACGGCCGCUUCUGCCACCUGCCGUGUCCCAGGUGGACGCACGGUGCCGGCUGUUCCAAGGAAUGUGACUGCAUUCAAGAACAUUCCACUGGCUGUGACCCCAAAACAGGGAGCUGUUUCUGUAAGGCUGCAUACCACGGGCCACAGUGUGAGAAAGAAUGUGAGCCUGGCUUGUUUGGCGCAGGCUGUGAGCAGCCAUGUGACUGUCCAGGUGGAGGGUCAUGUGACCCCAGGACUGGCGAGUGCGGCCAAAGAUGUCCUGCAGGCCUUCAUGGAGACAAAUGUCAGCACGCCUGUUCAUCAUUGAGAUAUGGUGAAAACUGUCGUCUGCCCUGUGACUGUGAAGGCGCUCCUUGUGAUCCUGUAACUGGACAGUGCAUCUGUCCCGCUGGGAAAACUGGAAUAUCAUGUCAGGAAGACUGCACUGAUGGAUUCUGGGGAUUGAAGUGCCAGUCACCCUGUCCUAGCUGUGAGAACGGAGGCUUCUGCAAUAAGAAGACGGGUGUGUGUGAAUGCAAACCAGGCUUCAUAGGGAUCGUCUGCCAAAACGAGUGUCCCCCAGGUUUCCACGGGCCUGGAUGUUUGAUGUCAUGUUCGUGCCCCCCUGAGGUCACCUGUGAGCCACAGACUGGAAGCUGUGUCUGCCCUCCUGGCAAAACUGGCAACGACUGUUCAACAUCUUGUGAAUCUGGUUACUGGGGUCAAAGCUGCCUCAAUCAAUGCCAGUGCAAAGAAAUGUCUCUGGGCUGUGACCCUGUCAGCGGUCAGUGCGUGUGUGAGGCCGGAUCCACUGGAGACCACUGUGAGAGGAAGUGUGAGAAUGGCAGGUAUGGUCAGGGAUGCACCCAGCAGUGCCAGUGUCACAAUGGAGCUCUCUGUGACCACAUGAGUGGAGCCUGUACAUGUUCACCUGGAUAUGCAGGGACCUAUUGUGAAAAAAUGUGCCCGGACGGCUUUUACGGUCUUGACUGUGGCCAGAUGUGCGAGUGCAGGAACGGUGCCCGCUGCCACCACAUCACAGGAGCCUGCCUAUGCACCGCCGGCUGGGCAGGACCACACUGCAUUCUGGAAUGCCCACAGGGUCACUUUGGGGAGCAGUGCAGUCAGACCUGUGGUUGUCAGAAUGGAGCCAGGUGUGACCACAUCAGCGGGCGAUGCAGCUGCAUGGCGGGCUGGACGGGGGUCAGCUGCCAACAGCUGGUAAAUGUGUCUGUGAAUGCAGCCUGUCCUCCAGGACAAUAUGGGGAGAACUGUAACGGCAGAUGUCUGUGUCAUAACGGAGGCUCUUGUGAUGGAGUUACUGGACAUUGCUCCUGCUCGCCCGGCUGGACGGGAGCUGCCUGUGAGAUAGAGUGUGAGGAAGGACGUUAUGGAGAGAACUGCACGCAGGCCUGCCGCUGUGUGAAUGGCCGAUGUGACAGAGUGGCGGGAAGAUGUGUGUGUCUGCCUGGCUGGACAGGAGAGCUCUGUCACACAGCCUGUUCUAAGGGAUUCUUUGGAGAGGGCUGUGGGCAGCGGUGUGACUGUGUCCAUAGUUUGAGUUGCCACCAUGUGACGGGCCGCUGUGAGUGUGAGCCAGGCUGGAGAGGAGCCAGCUGUGACAAACCCUGCCCUGCCGGCGUGUUCGGGCAGAACUGCAGCCAGCUGUGUGAAUGUUCAGGAGACCAAGAGCUGUGCCACCCUGUGACGGGGAAAUGCAGCUGCUUUCCUGGUUAUUACGGGGCUCGCUGUGAGCAGCGGUGUCGAGUAGGGACUUUUGGGCCAAACUGUAAGUCCAGAUGUAGUUGCAUCAACGGUGGUCGCUGUGACUUCAGGACGGGGACCUGCUACUGCACUCCUGGGUUCAUUGGAGCAAACUGCAGCUCAAGUUGCCCGAGUGGUUACUAUGGAAAGGACUGUGCUAAGCUGUGUUCCUGUGGGGAGGGAGGACAAUGCCACAAAGUGACUGGGAGAUGUAUCUGUGCCCCUGGUAGGAUGGGACAGUCCUGCCAACAAGCAUGUCCUAGGGGGCGCUAUGGCCUGCAGUGCAGACACACAUGCAGCUGUCAGAACGGGGGUUUGUGCGACCCUGUGCAUGGGUCCUGCAAGUGUGGAUUGGGCUGGACCGGACCUCGCUGUGAGACAGCCUGUUCAUCUGGAAGAUAUGGUCCUGACUGUGCACACAACUGUUCCUGCCUAAACAAUGGGACCUGCGACCGGUUUACUGGCGCCUGCAGCUGUACUGCUGGAUACUACGGCCACUCCUGUCAACACAGUUGCCCUUCUGGAUUCUUCGGAGUCAACUGUGUCCAUACGUGUGACUGCAAAGUGGGGCAGACAUGUGACCAUGAGACAGGCCAAUGUGUGUGUCCACCAGGCUACCAUGGGCCACAAUGCCAAACGCGGUGUGAUGCUGGGAGGUUUGGAUUGGGCUGUGGACAGUCAUGUGACUGUAAUGGUCAGGCCCCAUGUGACCCAACAUCCGGACAUUGCCUCUGUCCUCCAGGAAGGACGGGACAGAGGUGUGAAAAAGACUGCGGAGGAGGCCGGUUUGGUCCUGACUGCUCCCUGCCGUGCCACUGCUCCCUCAAGGCUCGAUGUGACGGGCUGAGCGGACGAUGUCUGUGCCCGCUCAGCUGGCUGGGUCCCACCUGCAGUGAAGCAGUUUUGCACCAAACAGCAGGCUCGCUGAACUCCUCUGUGUCCCAGAGAAAGAGAAGGGCAGGCAGCAAAACCACAUAACCCAAGCAGAGGUACGGACUCCUAACUGGAUGUUCAAACUCCGGGGUUUGGCUCUGUGGAGCUUUAAACUGAUCAUCUUGGUAAAGGUGAUGUUUGCAAUGUGAUGUUUUUGUGAAAGUGGAGCUCAACUGUCAUGAACUGGCACUCCAUCACUGAGCCUGGAGCUGGAGAUUUUCACCCAGGACAUGGACCUGAAAUGUGAGGGGCCUCAAAGGACCAGAAACCCCUGGAUCGCCAGGGAAACACAGACUUCUACACAAAUACCUUUAUGAAUGCUGCAAAUUGGAAGAGGUUGAUGUCACUCCAGUUUGACUUUUAAAGAGUUUGUAGUUUUCUUUGUCAGAGGCAUUUUGAAAACGACAUGUCAAGACCUUCUUCUCUCUUCACUGAAGCACCUUUACAACCAGCCCUUCCUAUGUGUGUCCCCAAAAAACAUCCUAUUUAGCACAUUGGAAUAGCAAGCAUUUCUCUGAUGACAAUUCAAUUCCUCUUCAACAGAUUUAGAGUUUAUGGGAAACUGCAAAGGAAGACAGCAAUAAUACAGCCAUUAUACCUUAGUACUAGACAUACAUAUAUAUAUUUUUUAACUUAGAGUGGAACUAUUGACUGAGAAAAUUCAAAAGGUUUAAAGGUUGAACGUUGUGUUAAUUACACACUGGACCAGGAUUGGCAUGUAUGACACCAGACCCAUUAAUGGUCUGCAUGUCCUUCUAUCCCACUUUAGAAGCCCAACACAGUUUAGGUAGAUGGCUGUCCAACAUGAGUCUGGUUCUGUUUGAGGUUUCUGCCUGUUUAAAGGUUUAAAGCACAUUCUGUACAAUUUCACCUCCCCACUAUAAAAAUAGAUGAAAAUGUGUCCACCAACAAUUCAAAGAUAACAGUGUUCAAAUCAUUAAAUCAAAGUUUAAUGAUUGGUAAAGCUAAUCAAAUCUUAUUUAUAGGGAAGGGGGGGUCUUUGUUAUAUUGAAUACAACUUAAUCAAAUGAGUGAAUUAUUUUUCCUUUACAUGUCAAGUCCACUAUCCUGUUUUUCCCCCCUGGAUUAGAAUUUGUUGAUAAAAGUUUUUGUUCUGAUUUCACAUAUUCAUAUUCAACCUGUAGAUUUUACAACUACGGGAUCCUUUCAUAAGAAUGGACUCCUUUUGAGUGAUUUUAUUGUCAAUACAACUGUCCAUAAAUACAUCUGUGUAGUCUUUCUAUCCCUACAUUUUCUGUGGUUGUUUCUGAAUUUAACAUGAUCAGGUUACCAUAAAGAGCCUUUCACACUCUCUCCUUAUUGGCAUUGAUCACGGGUGUGCUGGUUGUGAAAUACAGUUGGAGAAACUUGCAUGCAUUGCACUUCUUGUUAACUGAGUCAGCAGCUGAUGCAGAGAUUUGAAGUGUUAUGGAAAAUGAUACAAUUGAUGUAAAUACUUUAGCUGCAAUACCUUUCAAAAGAUAAGGUUUACAAUUCUACAAUCACAGCUGUUAAACAUUUAGCCUAAUGUGCUUUUGGUAUAUAAGGUGUUCUUUUCUUUGUGUUUGUAUCAUAUCUCAGGUCAGUGAAAUCUUUAUGAGCUGUAACCUACUGUUCUUAUAUAUAUAUAUAUAUAUAUAUAUACGGUCACAGUAUGUCUGUAUAAAAUUGCAAAACACAA
Messenger RNA from Labrus mixtus (cuckoo wrasse), 6626 nucleotides. It is a transcript of the gene megf6, whose product is annotated as multiple EGF like domains 6. The transcript is spliced from 36 exons. Gene Ontology annotation, molecular function: calcium ion binding; scavenger receptor activity; protein binding. NCBI's taxonomy places the organism in Eukaryota, Metazoa, Chordata, Actinopteri, Labriformes, Labridae. The record is from RefSeq and is a predicted model, not a curated record.